Messenger RNA from Rodentolepis nana, 765 nucleotides. Lineage: Eukaryota; Metazoa; Platyhelminthes; Cestoda; Cyclophyllidea; Hymenolepididae. The record is from the annotation of a GenBank genome assembly.
AUGGGAAAAGACAUUAUUUAUUUUCAUGACAUCAAAGAGGAUGAAACGAAGACAGAGCAACCCACCACUUGUCUUCGUUUUGCUACAGGAAUUUACAGUAUUUUGAGCUUGGUAUUUGCAGUUUUUAUUCUUGUUGCUGAACUCAUAUUUCUUUUUGCACUUCAUAACUCUGGCAAAUACGGAGGAAGCAGUUUCUUUAUGGUGGUGAUUACAUGCCUUACUGCCUGCUUAGCAGUUGCAUCUAUUCUGGGAAUUGUUGGAGCUAUUUCAGCCAAUCGAAAAAUUCUCAUUUGGUUCGUCUCUUUCUUAAUCGCAUUCUUAACAGCGGGAGCCGUGAUAGGAAUCUUUCUACUAGCUAAACCUGAUGCUGCCUUCCCAUAUGCGGAGCAAUCUUUCCAAAACUACAUAGAAAUAGCUGAUAAAGACGGUGACGAUGCUUAUACAAUGUCCGUGAUGUCUCCCAUGAGAGACCUUCAGCACAAGUGGGAAUGCUGUGGAUUUAAUAGCCCCAAUGACUUCAAAUAUCCAAAAAAGACCUGUUGCUACCUAGGAAGGAAAUGCAAUGCCACUAAGUUAGAAGGAUGUAAACAACGGAUUCUGAAAGUAGUGAAACUUUUAAGUCAAAUUAUUGGAACGAUUGAUCUAGCAAUCCUGGUCACUCCAAUAAUUUUUGUGAUCUGCACAAUUAUCCUGAUUAAAAGGCUGAAUGGUAAAAUGCUUCAUAUUAACAACGGCGAGUCUACGCGUCCAUAUUACCCAAAUUAA